Molecule: messenger RNA, 4671 nt
Organism: Callithrix jacchus (white-tufted-ear marmoset)
Lineage: Eukaryota; Metazoa; Chordata; Mammalia; Primates; Cebidae
Gene: ZNF200
Product: zinc finger protein 200
Biological process (GO): regulation of transcription by RNA polymerase II
Molecular function (GO): RNA polymerase II cis-regulatory region sequence-specific DNA binding; DNA-binding transcription factor activity, RNA polymerase II-specific
Source: RefSeq, a predicted model, not a curated record
CACUGGGGAAUGAAUCCAGUAUGAAAACAACGCACAAAGAACUCUGUUCGGCCUCCGUAGGAAGCUGAAAUUGAGAAAGGAAACAGAGACAGGAGACGGUCGAUUAGCAUUUCUUUAAAAACAAGACGGCCGGUGUAGAAGUUAGCAAGUUGGAGUGUGAAACGUAGGUUACCCUAGCUGUAACCUAUGGCAGUCCCCAGAGCAGAGGCGGAGUCGUAUGCCGGCCUCCCCCUCGCCGUCUCCGCAGUCUCUUUUUACUGGAAAACCGCAGUAAAAGACGGAAACCGUGGAGGGGUGAUGCAAAUCUUCCGGUCCGAGAGGUAGCUCGUUUCCGGUGAAGCCUCGAGGGGUGGGAUCCUGUCCCGCCCCAACCUCCCGCGGCGCCUGAGGUUGUUCGUUGGUUGUUUGCAUUCGAACUGCAUUUCCCAGUAGGCCCUGGGGUUAGAGUGGCCGUAGCUGGAGUGGUGCCAGCCCGUCAUGGAUGACCGGAGCCAGGCUCCUGCCUUCCGUCUUCGAGGCAGAGCCACGGAGAGACCGGCUGCAGCCGUCCCGGCCUCCCUCUGGCCCUGAGAGCUCCCCUGGCUUGCCUCAAGCCUCGCCUUCUCAAGCGCAGACUUCGCGCUCCGAACGGGGAGACCAGGCUUCUGCACCGGAAACAAAGCACCGGUUGUGACGUCACAGCUGCAGAGCGCCGGGCCUCCCAGAAGGCACUGCGUCCCUGGCGUCCUCCUCCACUGGUGGCGGCGUGCACGAAUGGUCGCCGCGCUUUAGGAGGGUGCUCGGAAGGGCGGUGAGGGCUUGGCCGCUCGCGCCUAGUUUUCCUGUCUCUCCCGGACCCUGAGUCUCUGAGCCGUCCUCAGCGAACGCUCAGGGGCUGCAGAGGCCCCGAGAGCUUGGCUCUCUAGCAGGUUUCUUCCAGUGAGAGGUAGCUCUGGAGGCCCCGAGAAACGAGUGCGGUGUGUGUUUGCAAGGCAUGAUGGCUGCAAAAGUGGUUCCUAUGCCCCCAAAGCCAAAGCGGUCAUUUAUCCUGAGAGUUCCACCAGACUCCAAGCUAGGCCAAGACCUACGUCGGGAUGCCACUAAUGGGCCCAAGACCAUCCACCAGCUAGUGCUGGAGCACUUCCUCACCUUCUUGCCCAAGCCUGGCCUGGUCCAGCCCAGUCAGAAAGUCAAGGAGACCUUGGUUAUUAUGAAAGAUGUGAGCUCAAGACUUCAGAACAGAGUGCAUCCUCGUCCAUUGUUGAAUCUUCUGCCCAAAGGAAUCCAAGAGAAAGAAGAGGCAGUGUCUCUGUGUUUGAAAGCUAACCCUGAGGAGCUGGUGGUCUUUGAGGAUUUGAAUGUAUUUCACUGCCAAGAAGAAUGUGUGAGCCUGGAUCCUACUCAACAACUCACCUCAGAGAAGGAAGAUGACAGCAGUGUUGGUGAGAUGAUGUUACUGGUCAAUGGCAGUAAUCCUGAAGGUGAAGAUUCUGAGAAGGAAUCUAUAGAAAAUGAAGAUUAUAGAGAAAAGUCUUCAGAUGAUGAUGAAAUGGAUUCUUCAUUGGUCUCUCAGCACCCUCUAGAUAACCAGGAAAAGGAAAGACUAAAUACAUUCAUUCAACAGAAAAGGAAAAUGAGAAAUCUGUUAGUUACCAUUGAGAAUGAUACUUCCCUAGAGGAACUCUCAAAAUAUGUAGAUGUCAAUAUUAUUGCACUUACUCGAAAUCGGAGGACAAGGAGAUGGUAUACUUGUCCACUGUGUGGGAAACAGUUUAAUGAAAGUUCUUACCUUAUUUCCCAUCAGAGGACUCACACUGGAGAAAAACCCUAUGACUGUAGUCACUGUGGGAAAAGCUUCAAUCAUAAAACAAAUCUCAAUAAACAUGAACGGAUUCAUACAGGAGAGAAACCUUAUUCCUGUUCUCAUUGUGGGAAAAAUUUUCGUCAGAAUUCUCAUCGGAGUCGUCACGAAGGAAUCCAUAUAAGGGAGAAGAUAUUUAAGUGUCCAGAAUGUGGGAAAACCUUCCCAAAGAAUGAGGAAUUUGUGCUUCAUCUGCAGACCCAUGAGGCUGAGAGACCAUAUGGUUGCAAAAAAUGUGGGAGAAGAUUUGGUCGGCUGUCAAACUGUACCCGGCAUGAGAAAAUCCACUCAGCCUGUAAGACUCGAAAGGAGAAGUAGUAUUGGGAAAGGUUUGAUGGUGCUUCCUCAACCUGAGAGUUUUUCUUUUUUUUUUUUUUGAGAUGGACUUUCACUCUUAUUACCCAGGCUGGAGUGCAGUGGUGCAAUCUCGGCUCACCGCAACCUCCGCCUCCUGGGUUCAGGCAAUUCUCCUGCCUCAGCCUCCUGAGUAGCUGGGAUUACAGGCACGCGCCACCAUGCCCAGCUAAUUUUUUGUGUUUUUAGUAGAGAUGGGGUUUCAUCAUGUUGACCAGGAUGGUCUCGAUCUCUUGACCUCGUGAUCCACCUGCCUCAGCCUCCCAAAGUGCUGGAAUUACAGGCUGGAGCCACUGUGCCCUGCCAACCUGAGAGCUUUCGGAGUUCCCAAGCUGCCUAAAAAGAUAUAAAUAUGUAGGCUGGGCUCUGUGGCUCACACCUGUAAUCCCAGCACUUUGGGAGGCCGAGAUGGGUGAAUUACAAGGUUAGGAAUUUGAGACCAGCCUGACCAACAAGUUGAAACCAUGUCUCUACUAAAAAUACAAAAAUUAGCUGGGCGUGGUGGCAUGCACCUCUAAUCCUAGCUACUCAGGAGGCUGAGGCAGGAUCAUUGCUUGAAUCGAGGAGGCAGAGGUUGCAGUGAGUCAAAAUCACGCCACUGCACUCCAGCCUGGGUGACCCAGUGAGACUCCAUCUCAAAGAAAAAAAAUAACAAUAUGUGAAAAGCUCAUUGUAGCCAAAAUUGGAUAAAUGCCCGUCUUGGCUAAAACCUCAAAUUGUUAGUAAAUUCACAGGGAAGAAAACAUUUUCAAGGGCUAUACCUCAGCAUCCGCGCUUUCUGGACUAAGGAGCUUUCCUUUAUGAAGUUAUAUGGCAAUGUACAGGUCACAGAUCCCUUUCCCAAGAAAGACUUUGAAGAUGACUCUGGAGGCUGCUUACUUGCAAGAGAGAGUGACACAUGUCUAUUGUAAGUAUAUCCAUUUUCCCCCCACAUGGAGAUUCGUACUUGAGAAAUAGUGCAAAGGUUCUUAUCUGGAACUGUGUUCUCGAAAGAACCAAACUACUGGCUUGUUGAGCCAACAGCUUCUAUUGGCAAUUCAUAUAACCCUCUAAGAGCAGUCUUGAGUGUUGAAUUGUUUACUUUGGAAUAUAGGAAAACUAUAGCAAUUGAAUGUCAGACUCUCAGUUGGAUGUGAUCUAAACUUGCAAUUUCAAUAACAUUUGCAAUUUGUGAUAACAUUGACUUUUACAGAUUCCUUUUUACAACAAAAGUGUCUACUGUUUUUACUCUAUUUUGUUCACCUGUUGAUCUUUCCAACAGCUGUUUCAUGCCUCUCCCUUGCCAAAAUAAGUUUGGAUUACUCAGGCAGGGCCAUCCAGUCCCACCACUAGAAAAGCUCUUCAGAAUCUUCUUCCUCUCUGGAGCCCAGAUCUCAUGUGCUAGGAAGGAAACCCCAAGACCCAUACAGGAGGGGUCGACCUGGAGGCAGGAAAAGCUGGCUUAGAUCCAUGUCUCAUCAAUAACCUUACCAUAUUCUUAGGUCCCCUCUACACCAUCAUCAGACCUUUGGUGAUGGGGUGGUCACUACCUCACAAGGCAAAGAGUGUGUGUGUGUGUGUGUGUAUGUAUAUAUAUAUUUUUUUGAGAUGGAGUUUCAUGUUCUAAGAUGAUUGUUGUAGGUGAUGGGCAAAAAAAGAGAGAUGGAGUUUCACUGUUGUUGCCCAGGCUGGAGUGCAGUGGCCUGAUUUCGACUCACUGCAGCCUCCGCCUCCCGGAUUCGAGCGAUAGGCUUCAGCCUUUCAAGUAGCUGGGAUUACAGGCAUGUGCCACCACGCCCAGCUAAUUUUGUGUUUUUUAGUAGAAACAGGGUUUCUUCAUGUUGGUGAGGCGGGUCUCAAACUCCCAACCUCAGGUGAUCCACCUCAGCCUCCCAAAGUGCUGGGAUUACAGGUGUGGGCCACUGCACCUGACCCAUAGUGUUGUAUAUUUAGAAAUUACAUCUCUAGUGGUUAGCUCACAUUGCCCCUCAAGAGACAGGAUUCCAGGUGUCUUCAUUAUAGUGGGUAUUCAUUGUCUUCAGUCUCUUCAUAUCCAGACCUUCCUGUCCUUUCUGCCUAGAAGCAAGGCCAGUGGUGCAAUCUAGGGAUUCUUGACCAGUUUUGCUUACUUGAGGUUUCCAAAAGUUUCACAUUGGUGUUUUGAUUGGAAUGAAGAAAUCCUAUAAACUAUUUGGGAAAAAUUACAGUGUUUGUUUCCAUCCAGAAACAUGCCUUUGUAUUUAUGAGAGUGUUAUAUUCCUGUGAAAAUUUUCCUAAUUUUCUUCACUUAAGGUUUUACAAAAUUUUGUUACUGUAAGUAGUUUUUUCAUUAUAUUUCUAUAGUUGAUUAUUGUUGUUACAUAAGAAAGUUAUUUUCAAUUAUAUAUUUGUAUAGCUAGUCACCUCACUGUUCUUAAUUUUCAAUAGUUUCUUGGUUUAGCUCUGUUAUAACUUUUGGUAAAAUGACACCAUUUACAAAUAAUAGUUUUGUUUCUUGC